AAUUAUGGGCAAGUACAAUAAUUUUGUCUAAUGCCUUCACAACAGCCAACAGUUCCAUGGAAAGGAAGCAAAUAUUUCUGCCAAAAUCGGAAUGGAGUUUCCCAAAUGAUUGAAAAACAUUUGGCCUUCUUAGUUCAAAACUCCGAAUUGAUGAAACUUCUUUUCUGAAGCAGCAGUUGGGAUUUAGAGCACAAGUUAUGGAAUUGGUUGAGGGGGUGUUGGAAAAAAUUAAAGGUGGUAGCCUACAAGCUAAAUUAAGUACACACCUAACAAUUUCGCCACACUUGCAAUCCAUUUAGAGGGCACCUACAAGUUUUCUGCUUCAUUUUCAUUUGCAUUUGCAUUGUUUCUACCAUUCCAUUUACAGAACAGAGAGGGAAGCAAGACGAACCUCCAAAUGCUGAAAUCAGAUCAUCGGGUUGCCAUGGACUGGUACAACUGGUUGUCGAAAACUGCACUCGAACGCUCGCUUGUGUAUGAGUAUGGCCUCCUCUUCACCCGGAAUGAGCUCGAACAGGAAGAUGUUGCAGCCUUCAACCAUGAGUUUCUCCAGAGCAUGGGCAUAUCUGUGGCCAAACACAGGCUGGAGAUCCUCAAGCUUGCCAGGAAGGAGGUUGGGGAAAACCCACAAAGCAUUUCAAGGCUCUUGCUAGCAAUCAAGCAGGCCAAGAAGGGCUUCAGCAAGUGGGUCUUUCGGGGUCAGUCGGCUGGCAGAGCCAUGUCAGAUUUGGCCCCUUUCCGGGCGCAUUGGACCGGAGCAUUGAGGAAGUACAAGAGUUCCAAGGAGUUCAGCAAUGAGAAGGUGGCGAUCACUAACAGGAGGACACUAAAAUCUGGCCCAUUGGACAGUACAGUGCAGGGGAGUUUGAUGGUCACAGCAGGGAGGAGCCUGCAGAGUGUAUCGGGGCCACUGGACCGAGACCUGCAAGAGAGGAUGACGUCCAUAAACAGAAGCCCAACGGCAUCAGUGCCUCCGGGUGGAAGGGUACUGCAGGAGAGGUUCUUGAUUGCUAACAAGCAUCAAGAUGAAGCCUGGCAUUUGGAUGAGAGGUGUUUAAGCCCCAAGCUCAAUGGCUUUCAUGGCAAAGGAAAGAUGAUUGCUGGUAAGGAAAUUCAGCCCCUCUGGUCUAUAAUGUUUCAGGAUAUGAAACCCACAUGA
This is a messenger RNA of Diospyros lotus (date-plum), 1159 nucleotides long. RefSeq lists its product as uncharacterized. Gene Ontology annotation, molecular function: protein binding. The record is from RefSeq and is a predicted model, not a curated record. The coding region runs from base 398 to 1159 and encodes 253 amino acids. The transcript has a single exon. Lineage: Eukaryota; Viridiplantae; Streptophyta; Magnoliopsida; Ericales; Ebenaceae.